AUGAAAUCAAAAUAAUAAAUACUAAAAACUUAAUUUAACGCAAAAGAUUAUGAAAGGAUAGGUUUACUAGAGGACGAAAUAAAAGAAUUAAAAUAAGCAUUCGAUUUAUUUGAUGAAGAUGGUUCAGGAAAAAUAAAUCCAUCAGAAUUAAGAGUUGUUUUUGAAAAUUUAGAAUUUAAAGGAAAUAAAAAAAUAAUUAAUAAUAUUUUAUCUGAGUUAGAAAAUGAUUAUAGUCGAGGAAUGGAAUUCGAAGAGUUUUUAAAAAUUUCUACAAGUAAAAUAUCAGAUAAAGAUUCCAAAAAAGAAGUUUAGAAAGUUUUUAACAUGUUUGAUUUGAAAAAAAAUAACAGAGUUUCUGUUAAUGAAUUAAAAUAAAUUUCUGUUGAUCUUGGAGAAGAAAUGACUGAUGAUGAACUUUUGAAAAUGUUUAAAAAAGCAGAUUUGGAUGAUGAUGGAUAUGUUACUAUUGAUGAUUUUUAUAAUAUUAUUACAGGCAAAGUAUAUUGGGAUAAUUGA
Messenger RNA from Ichthyophthirius multifiliis, 516 nucleotides. RefSeq lists its product as hypothetical. The record is from RefSeq and is a predicted model, not a curated record. Gene Ontology annotation, cellular component: myosin II complex. Gene Ontology annotation, molecular function: calcium ion binding. Lineage: Eukaryota; Ciliophora; Oligohymenophorea; Hymenostomatida. The transcript has a single exon.